CUCGAGUCUUGACUGUUAGUGUUGAAGUGAAACUGCAGAACCCCCUCCCUUUUAUUAGUCCACACGCAUUGUCUGCUAGCUUCCACUUGAAGCCCUAGAGACGAUGGCUCGCGUUUUCUUUGUGGGUGCGAUGAGAAACUAAAAUCAAUAUGUAGAUCUAGAGAUCCUUUAUCUUAAUUACCUUCGCUACUCCACUGUACGGUUUAAAAUUAGUAACAGCAGAUCGCCAGAUCCUGAUUAGAUUCUUAUUUCUAUCAAAUCUCGAAGAUAGAGAAUGCAGUGAUGAUGAGUGAUGUAAACUAGACUAACGUCAUCUUGUCAAAGACUUGUCUAGCUCACCUUACUGGGCUUACUUACCUUUCGCCUUGCCAUUCCAUCCAUAGGCAACGUAAGAGUUAGAGAGCUCUAUUAAAUUGAUUAUUAUAAUUCUAGAUCUGACUAUAUCCAGUAUAUCUAGUGUACAGUUAUUAAUAAUAGAUUAACUUCUUUAGACCUUUGGCCGUUGGUGCUUAGCGAACCAAAAUGGAACAUUUACAGGAGAUUGAAAGUUCAGAAAGAAAAGGAUACAUUAUUUACAGAAGAGUGAAAGGAGUCAUUCAACUUUUGAAGAUUGUGAUUAAAAAAUUCAGAUUUUGAAUAGCCCUUUUGAGUUUGAAAUCUAAACAAGGCCAACAGCUUAAACACAUUUUUGGUGUUUCCCCUUACUUACUUACUUAGACUUAGGUCCUCCUGCGCCGUUCGGCGCAUUUGGUGGCAACCUGUCUCCACAAAGAUCUGGCAAUGUCUGAAGCCUCCUCCCACCUGGUGUCCACUGUUCUGAGGUCCUUCAUGAAGGUGUGGUGCCAAGAAAUGCUAAGAAGGAGAAUUGAAAAAUCUGGUUCUCAUGAAACUCACAUAAAAAAUCAAGAGAGAGAUAAAGCUGCCAACUCAGGAUGCCAUAAAAGUGAAUCUCGUGACAUCAAACAUGACAGCAGGUCCAUUAUAGUGUAUGGCUUUCAACUUUGGGAACAACUUGUAGGACUUCUCUGCCAGCCAUCUGACUCAGCCUGUCUAGGGAUUGUACGAAUCAUAUUUGGAUUUCUCAUGGUGAUAGAUACCCUGAUGGAACGUGGAAUGAGUUUAGCUGAUGGUAUUUGGGGCAAUGUAGAUACCUGCAGGUUUCCCUUGUUCUCAUUUUUACAACCACUGCCUUUGGAAUGGAUGUGCUUGGUUUACAUGGCCAUGUUAGUAGGUGCUGUGGGUAUUCUGAUUGGGUUCAAAUUUCGAUACAGUUGCAGCAUCUAUUUAGUUUGCUAUUGGUAUAUUUUUUUCCUGGAAAAAACUGCUUGGAACAACCAUUCAUAUUUAUUUGGGAUAAUUGCUUUUCACUUUUUCAUGUCGGAUGCAAAUCGGUAUUGUUCACUAGAUGGACUGCUGAAACCUUCUAUUAAUAAUGCUCACAUUCCUUACUGGAACUACUUCCUAAUGCAGGCUCAGAUAUUUCUGGUUUACUUCAUUGCUGGAUUAAAGAAACUUGACCAUGACUGGGUCUUUGGCUAUUCAAUGAGGUCACUGUCAGUUCACUGGGUUUUCAUGCCUUUCAAAUUAUUUCUGAGUGAUGAAAAGAUUGAUCUGAUUAUAGUUCAUCUUGGAGGUUUAUUCAUUGAUCUCUUUGUUGGCUUCCUGCUCUUCAUCAACAAGACCAAGUCUCUAGGUUUAUUGAUUUCUACUUCAUUUCAUUUCAUGAACUCUCAGAUCUUUCCCAUUGGGAUGUUUCCUUAUGUCAUGCUGACCACCAAUCUUCUGUUUUGCUCACCAAGUUGGCCUAGAAAGCUGUCACGGUACAUUCCUAACUGUUUCAGCAUAUUUCUAAGAUAUGAGCAAGAGCUCCAGCCAAGUUCACAUUGUGUUUAUCAAGAUCACUCGACAGAAUCAAACGUGAGAACUCCUACUGGCAAAGAUUUGAAAGAACAUUCUGAAAUGACACCGCCAACAAAGCCAAGUUUUCUUCAUCAAGCAGUCUCUGUGUUUACGAUUCUGUUCCUUGCCUUACAGUGUUUCCUUCCAUACUCCCAUGGCAUUACAAAGGGUUACAAUAAUUGGACCAAUGGCUUGUAUGGCUAUUCAUGGGAUAUGAUGGUGCAUCGUUGGAAAAUACAGCAUGUCCGCAUAUCUUACCAUAAUAAAGAUACUGGUGACACUGGAUAUUUAGAUCCUAUGGUGUGGAGUUAUAACAACAGAAGGUGGGCAACCCAUGGAGACAUGAUCAAACAGUAUGCUGUGUGCAUUGCUAGAAAUCUUCAGAAAUUCAAUGUUAGCAAUGUGGAGCUUUACUUUGACAUUUGGCAAUCGUUGAAUGGGAGAUUUCAGCAAAGGAUGGUUAAUCCAAAUGUGGACAUAUUAACUGCAGAGUGGAGUCCCUUUGAAACACCAUCUUAUAUAAUGCCAUUGAUUGUUGAUUUGUCAAACUGGAGAGAGAAACUGGAUCAGAUGGAGGCAGCUUUGAUCAAUGACAACAACAAGAAUACAAAUGUGAUUUUCAUGGCAGAUUUCCCAGGCUUGAUGUUAGAGAACUAUGUCCAGCCAGACUUUAGCAACACAACAUUAACAGUUCUCAAGGGGAGAGUAAUUGUGGAGCUGGAAGACUUCAACAUAACUGUGAAAACAAAUGAAUCUCUUCAGAUUCCAGCCGAUGUAUUUCAUAAAGUUUACACAGUCUCUGAGACACCAUCUUGUUUCAUGUACUUGUUUGUCAACACCACUCAAGCCAAUCUGAAUUACUCAGAUGGCUCUGUUGAAGAAAGAAGCAGUCCAGAAAUGGACCUUGAUGGUGAUGACAAAGAGGAAACCAGCCAGACCAGUGUACCAAUCUUAGGCGGAAGUGUGAAACACUUCUUUAAGAAAAUAUCUGUUAACUUGCACAGAAGCUUACAACUUGGGCUUGGUGCUCUGUGGUGCAUUGCUACUAGGAGUUCUUUCAAUGAGUUUCUCAAUAGCACUUAUAAAUCAGAAACAACUAAGUGACAUUGCCAUGAACAUAAGGAUGAUAGUAAAAUUGUUGGAUGAAGAUAUUAAAAGAAAUAGAAAAAUAUUUAUUAUAUGAUGAAAUUUAAUCAAAGGAAAACCGUAUUAUAUUUUUGAAUUAAAUAAAUUUAACUUAUUCAAUUUUACAACAA
This is a messenger RNA of Biomphalaria glabrata, 3155 nucleotides long. Its product is annotated as vitamin K-dependent gamma-carboxylase-like. The coding region runs from base 781 to 3003 and encodes 740 amino acids. Gene Ontology annotation, molecular function: vitamin binding; gamma-glutamyl carboxylase activity. The record is from RefSeq and is a predicted model, not a curated record. Gene Ontology annotation, biological process: peptidyl-glutamic acid carboxylation. Lineage: Eukaryota; Metazoa; Mollusca; Gastropoda; Planorbidae. The transcript is spliced from 18 exons.